AUGACCGGAAGAAAGGAGUACGCUAGAGCCGCUCUGGCCGAAGCUCCCAAGCAUGGGCCCGAGCCCAACGACACCUUCCCGGCCCAGGUGCCCCAACAAGCCGAGCACGACGACGCGCUCGUGAUAUCGGCCAGAAUAGUGAAUGCGCAAGUAAGAAGGAUCAUGGUCGAUACCGGGAGCUCGGCCGACAUACUCUACUUCGACGCCUUCCAAAAGCUCGGCUUGCCCGGAGAUAGCAUGAAGCCAAUCCUCUCGGCACUCACCAUAUUCACCGGUGAUUCAAUCUCACCGCUGGGGGCGAUCACUUUACCAUUGACCCUAGGAGCACCGCCGAAGUCAAAGACGGUGAUGACCACCUUCCUGGUAAUCGACCUCCCCGCUGCAUAUAACGCCAUCCUCAGCCGGCCGACCCUCAACAAAAUCAGAGCUGUCGUCUCGACCUACUACCAAACGGUGAAGUUCCUGACCCAUGCCAGGACAGGAGAGGUCGUAGGAAGUACUCGAGAAUCCAGGCGCUGCUACCUGACUGCCGUCUCGCUACACAAGAGGGCCAGGGCCGAACCACCAUUGGCGGACCCCCGAGAGGCGAAGAAGCCAGCCUCCCAUCUUGAGCCGAGAGGGUCCACUGUGGACGUGCCGUUGCAAGAAGGUCGGCCUGAGCAGAUGGUUAGGAUCGGGUCGGAGCUACCCGAACAAGAACGAAGAGAGCUCGUCGGCCUCCUACAGAAGAACACCGACGUCUUCGCUUGGUCGCCCUCGAACAUGACGGGCGUCGACCCGGGGGUAGCGCAGCACCACCUCAACAUUUCACCCGACGCCCGCCCGGUAAAACAAAAACCUAGACGGCAGGCCCCUGAUCGGCAGUUGGCUAUACGGGAAGAAGUGGGCCGACUUCUGGCGGCGGACUUCAUAGAAGAAGCCAGGUACCCACAAUGGUUAUCCAAUGUAGUCCUCGUCAAGAAAGCUAAUGGAAGAUGGAGGAUGUGCGUUGAUUACACCUGUCUCAACAAUGCAUGCCCGAAGGAUUGCUACCCCCUUCCAAAAGUCGACCAGUUGGUCGACGCCACGGCAGGACACGCCCGCCUCUCGUUCAUGGAUGCCUUCUCGGGAUACAAUCAGAUCAAAAUGGAACCCGAAGACCGAGAGCACACGGCCUUCCUCACCGAUCGAGGGGCCUACUUCUACAAUGUCAUGCCCUUCGGAUUAAAGAACGCCAGGGCUACAUACCAGAGAACAGUAAACAAGAUGUUCGCCCACCAGAUCGGGCGGAACAUGGAAGUCUACGUCGACGACAUGAUCGUCAAAAGCCAAGAGGCGGGGGCCCACCUGGCUGAUCUGGCCGAGGCGUUCGCCACGCUGCGCAGAUAUGGCAUGAGGCUUAACCCCGUGAAGUGCGCCUUCGGCGUUACGUCGGGAAAGUUCCUCGGAUUCAUCAUACACGAAAGAGGAAUCGACGCCAACCCGGAGAAAGUCCAGGCGAUAAUCAAUAUGCAGUCGCCUCGGAUGAUCAAAGACCUACAACGCCUUAAUGGGAGGCUUUGGACGAGGGAAUGCGAAGAAGCCCUCAACCAAGUGAAGCGGCACUUGGCCGACCUUCCCCGACUCGCAUCAGUCUCUCCGGGGGAGAAGCUAAGCAUCUACCUGGCUGCCUCCCAGCACGCAGUCAGCUCCGUCCUGGUCAAGGAAAAUUCUGGCGAGCAACUUCCAGUCUACUAUGUCAGCCACGUCCAGAACGGGCCCGAGGAACGAUACCCACCAAUCGAGAAGCUGGCGCUUGCGCUCGUGCUAUCUGCACGGAAGCUAUGUCCAUGCUUCCAGGCUCAUCCGGUGAAGGUCAUUACUGACCAACCGCUUCGGCAAAUUCUGUUCAAAUUUGAUGUUGCAGGACGUCUUCUCAAAUGGGCGGUGGAGCUCGGCGAGAAUGACAUACAAUACGCGCCUAGGCCCGCCAUCAAGGCCCAAUCCGUGGCCGACUUCAUCGCAGAACUAACCCAGAUCGAGGACGAAGGUCUCCAAAAACCUCCCGAGGCCUGGGUCCGGCACGUCGACGGAUCGGCCAACUCAAAGGGCGUCGGCGCGGGGCUGGUGCUGCAAGCUCCCGACGGGCGGACGUUCGAGCAUUCCCUCCACUUCGGGUUCAAGGCCACCAACAAUGAGGCAGAAUACGAGGCGCUCCUAGUAGGACUUAGGCUGGCCCUCGAGAUGCAGAGUUCCAAGGAGGCCAAUCCCCUAAAGAGAUCAACCCCAAGUUUAGAAUCUGCAAGGGUUCUAACAGUGAUCGCCAUCCGCGUCCUCACCGGCUCUCAACUAGUAGCCGAGCAACUCGGCGGAGGAUACGAGGCUCGUGACCCGACCAUGGCGAAGUACCUGGCACAGGUAAAGAACCUAGCCGCCAAGUUCCCUCAUUUUACAUUAUCUAACGUCCCAAGGGGAGAAAACGAGCGUGCCGACACGCUAGCUAAACUGGCAUCGAAGCCAGCCUCCGAAGUCCGGCCCGAGAUUGAGGAGCCACCUGCCCGCGCCAUCGAAAUCACAGUGGCGACCUCGAGUGACGUGCCUACCUCUUUGGAUACAAGAAUUGCUACGCUUCAAACGGGACGGAACUCUUCCACCCGACGAAGCGUUGGCUCGGCACCUGCGUCGCAUGCAUGCGUGGUAUCCCGAGGUGGGCGAACGGCUCUACAAGCGAUCUUUUUCAUACCCCCUCCUACGAUGCUUGGAACCCGACGAAGCUCAGACAGUCCUGGCUGA
Musa acuminata AAA Group (dessert banana) is the source of this 2751-nucleotide messenger RNA. RefSeq lists its product as uncharacterized. Bases 1 to 2751 code for a protein of 916 amino acids. The transcript has 3 exons. NCBI's taxonomy places the organism in Eukaryota, Viridiplantae, Streptophyta, Magnoliopsida, Zingiberales, Musaceae. The record is from RefSeq and is a predicted model, not a curated record. Gene Ontology annotation, molecular function: RNA-DNA hybrid ribonuclease activity; nucleic acid binding.